Molecule: messenger RNA, 594 nt
Organism: Miscanthus lutarioriparius
Lineage: Eukaryota; Viridiplantae; Streptophyta; Magnoliopsida; Poales; Poaceae
Source: the annotation of a GenBank genome assembly
AUGCCGGGGAGGCGGGCGAUCGAGGUCCGGCUGCUGCCCGGCGGCGGCGGCGACGCCGUGGCGCCCAGGUGGCGCAUGUCGCUGCUGGAGAACACGUUCAGCGGGUUCCUGCAGGGCGCUGGCGCCGACGCCGCGGCGAGGACCGUGUUCGCGGAGGGGUCUCUGUUCAGUCCGUUCCUGUUCGGCAAGUUCUUCGACCCGGCCGACCCGUUCCCGCUGUGGGAGUUCGAGUCCGACGUGCUGCUCGCCGCGCUCCGCCGCGGCAACGCCAGGACCACCGUCGACUGGGCCGAGACCGACUCCGAGUACUACCUCAGAGCCGACAUACCAGGUGGAAGGAGAUGCGACGUGGAGGUGAGCGGGGACGCGAUGAAGGUGAUCGACAUCAGCGGGCUGUGGCGGGCACCGCCGCCAGCGGACGGUCGGGACUGGCGCGCCGGCCGGUGGUGGGAGCACGGCUUCGUCCGGCGGGUGGAGCUGCCGGAGGACGCGGAGUGGAGGAAAGUGGAGGCAUACUUUGACGACGGCGAGGGGUCCCUGGAGAUAAAGGUUCCCAAGACCGCCGAUGAUGAUGCCCACCACGCCACGGCCUGA